Owenia fusiformis is the source of this 2331-nucleotide messenger RNA. The record is from the annotation of a GenBank genome assembly. Lineage: Eukaryota; Metazoa; Annelida; Polychaeta; Sabellida; Oweniidae.
GAAGUGCUGGGCAGCGUUUCCUGGUUGAGCAUCGCGUUAAAUAUAAGGACUAGAUAUUUAUAGGCAAAAGCAGUCUGAGCGUCGCUGACGGAUGGAGCUUAACGAUUGGACUUGAACUUGAUGAUUUACAAUUGAGAGCGAAAGCAGAAGAACGAUUAUUUCCUGUAGAUUCUGAUUUCAUCACUUCAAUUGAUUAGACACUUAUAUAUCAUUCUGUUAAGUAGCCAGUCUCACUGGUCUAAUUACUCGGACACUUCUGGUUUAAUUGCUCGUUAACGUUACAGAUGCUAACUGUGAAAAUACGCUGAAAUACGGUAUAUCUGCAGGAUUCAAUAACCAACAUUGAGGAUAUAUUCAGUACUUAUCGCUCGAUAUGACAGCUUACCAGGGUUUUGAAAAUUCUACAGAUGUGACAUUAGAAAGUGACAAUGUCAGAGUUGCUACACAUGCUCCUAACAUCACUUCUGCAAUGCGCGAUGCUCUCAAAAAGCUUUAUAAGCAAGACGGAGGGGAGGCCUGCCUGGACGGUGUACUUUAUGGACGUUCUGCCACUGCCAGGAAAGCUGAAGGUAAUUGUACUGCAGACUUCGACAAGUUUCUUUGCUGGCCAAAAACAGAACCAGGGCUGACUGUUACACUUGACUGUCCGAAGCUAGGUCGAUAUACAUGUUCAGGUUAUAAUGCAGUUCGGACAUGCAGCCUAUCUGGAGAAUGGAGCAAGAGCAACUAUACGGAAUGUCUCGAAUGUUACGAUCAACAGAACUCCAAUUCAGAGAGCGACCCCCAGGAGAGAAUCAUACCAAUAAUGAGAGAUAUCUACUUCUAUGGUGGAAUCUACUCUCUCACGUGUUUAGUCAUAGCAUUUGUCAUCUUUAUGGUAUUCAGGAAUUUAUGGUGUCGAAGAAUAUUUAUCCAUGUCAACCUGAUAAUAUCAUUUAUACUGCGAUAUGUUACAAUAAUCGUGAUGUUUGAGCCGUUUGUGACUGGUCGGACAAGCUCAUAUCGGGAUGUGGAUUGGCUGUGUAAAACCGUGCUAGUUAUAUCACAGUAUAGCAUAAUGGCCAACAUUUUCUGGAUGUUCGUUGAGGGUUUGUAUCUACAUAACAGAGUGGCAGUGGCUGUGUUUAGCAAAGACCCCCAUUUUGCACUAUAUGGAUUCAUAGGAUGGGGUUUACCGCUUGUCUUCAUGAUUGCAUGGUCAAUCAGUACUCACUAUACACACCAUAUUCAGUGCUGGGGCGAAUUCUCACAGAAAAAUGAGUCCUGGAUAAUCUUAGUUCCCAUUAUACUGGCCCUUGUGCUUAAUUUGAUAUUUUUCAUCAACAUAAUUCGGGUUCUGGUAACGAAGCUUGCGACGAGUAAUAGUUCGGAACAUGUCCAAAUGAGAAAGGCAGCUAAAGGGAUAGCAAUACUCUUCCCCCUUCUUGGAAUCACAAACUUGUUGUUCAUCAUAAAGCCACGUCACAGUGGCCCAAUAGCAGAGUCGGCGUAUUAUAUCUCAAAUACCGUCCUGCAGAUCUCACAGGGAUUCUUCGUGUCACUUAUUUAUUGCUUCAUGAGCACUGAGGUCCAAUCUGCAAUUAAAAAGAGAUGGGGGCGGUACAAAAUCAGCAAAGCAGGAGGAACAAGGUAUAGAAGGCGCAGCAGUCGAACCUCAUCCAUCUUCAUCUCAGUCUCUCAAACAGAGAACCUCAAUUCCCAUGCUCACCAUCACAGAAUGACGUCACUGUAAUGGCGUCGCAUGAUAGAACGAUAUUUGAUUGAUAAUUGUAAUCAGUCUAAAACUUACUAUGAAAAAGGAAAACUACAGAGAUUUAUCCAUUUGACAUGUUUGAUAGAGACAAAAUACUGUCAUAAUGAUGUCAUGUGAAAAUCCAUGAUAUAUCAUUAGACAAUUGCUACCAAUCGCAAUGGAUAGAAACAUACGAUCGCUGGUGAACGUGUGGAUUGAAUGUGUAAUUCCUUGUUUUGCAUUCCAUAUUAUGUAUACCUUCCGGGGACUCUAACGAGGAAUGUAUGGGACCGGAGGCUAAAUGUGAAUCUAGCAUAUAUUGGCACAGGAUACAUUAACGUAAAGUAAUAGGACAUCAAAGGUUAAGAGUAGACGGCUUCAUCUGUACAGCUUGGUUAAAAAGAUGAAGACUAUUUAUCAAUGAUGAACAUUAUGAAAUAAAUACACUGUGGACAUAGAGAUAUUUCCAAUAUUGUACAUCCAUGUUAGAUUAGUAAUAUGUUACUUCAGAUAGAUGUCAUAAUUAAGCGUUGAUGUUCUCUACUUCUCCUAACCAAAGAUAGUUUCUUCUGACAUGCGUUUAAAAUAAUGUUAUAUAU